Messenger RNA from Cryptotermes secundus, 5735 nucleotides. RefSeq names its product probable multidrug resistance-associated protein lethal(2)03659. The record is from RefSeq and is a predicted model, not a curated record. Gene Ontology annotation, cellular component: membrane. Gene Ontology annotation, biological process: transmembrane transport. The coding region runs from base 1297 to 5436 and encodes 1379 amino acids. Gene Ontology annotation, molecular function: ATP binding; ATP hydrolysis activity; ABC-type transporter activity. The transcript has 24 exons. NCBI's taxonomy places the organism in Eukaryota, Metazoa, Arthropoda, Insecta, Blattodea, Kalotermitidae.
UACUGACUGUGCCAUCAACCAUUAGGACUUGUCUAAAAGAAAAAAUUUAAAGAAAUUGAAACUGAAAUAGUGAAGUUACUCUGUGCGUUGUGGCACUCAGUGAGCAUAUCAAGUUCUGACUGCCCCGAAGUAGUGUCGUCAGGGGAAGAGCCAGACUGAUCAUCAGAAUAUUCAGGAUGAAUGGCGAGUGUUCAGCUUUACUGGUUUCCUUUUUUAUUCUCUCAUUUUUCCAUCUCUCUCUAGUUCUUAUGUAAUUAAAAAUAAAAUUGCUGAACAUGUUACUUGAAUUUGUACUCUUUAUUGUGUACAUUAUAUAUAUAUAUAUAUACACAUACAUAUUACAGGGUAUGUAAAAAGUGUGUACUUCAUGAGGGAUAUAGGGGGUUUCCAAGGGUAAUUCUCAUUGUAUGUGAGUUUGGGUUUACAGACCAUCUUUAGAAUAUAACCCCCAUGUAAGAUGGGAUUGCACUGUGCUUAAAUAACUCAGUAUCAGUCAGUCAAGAUCCUCUGGUAUGAGAUUCACUUCAUUACAUUCUGAGGUUAUACAAAACAUAUUCAUACAUAAAAUCAAACAGUGCAUAAGGAAACUGAAUGUUGUGGUUGUGUGGUUAGUACAUAUGCUACAAAUGCAGGAGGUCCCAGGCUCAUAUCUUGGUCCAGAUAUGGGCUAAUGAGACUGAGGUUACCCAUGGUUUUCCUCAGUCCCUUCAAGCAAAUUCCAGGAUAGUACAUGAAAUUAGGUCAUUGCCACUUCCUUCCAUAUCCUUUCCAAUUCAUUAUUCAUUAAUCACUCAAAUGCUCAACACUACAUAGUCUUCUGUCUGUUGCCAGUGUCGUCAAAUGAACCAUUACAUUCACCAUAUUGGCCAUUCAAACUCAGAUAUUUUAAGCAUAUAGUAUAUGUUUUUGUUGUAUGUAGUACAUUAUAUGUAAAGUUUUUGUCUCUGAACGUGAUCUAACAUAAGUAUAAAUGUCAGGUUUCAAGAUAAAGUUACUGCUGUGGGACUACAAUAGAAACUUUCAAGGUUAGUUGGGUUAUGCAAUUCUGAAGGAGGAAGGAAGUUUUUAUCUUGUUUUGUAUCACUUAAAAUAUGAGCUUGACAGCUCUGUCUUUGUGCAUGUUCAUCAUUGCCAUUGUGUGGUAUGAGAAGCAGCUGUGGAAGCAAGUUAUUACACACAAUAGUGUUUUCUUAAUUUUACUCUGAUCUUACAUGCUUGGUUUUUGUUCUGCUUGGAAUGUGUCAGGGCUACUAUAAGUCCUGAGAAAGUUCUUACAAUCAGCAUAUACGUUCAAAGAUGGAUGCUGGCCUGAAGACGAGAGAGAUUCCUCAUCCCAGAGCCUCAGCAAAUCCGCUGUCAGCAAUUACUUUCUAUUGGCUGAUGGGUACCUUCAAGAAGGGCUUUAAGAAAGACUUGGAACUAGAGGACUUGUACUCUACCCUUGAAGAACAUCGCUCAGAUUACCUGGGAAACAAGGUGGAGAGGCUGUGGGAUCAGGAACUGGAGCGAUCAAAUGCCAGAAAUGGAAAACCUAGUUUGUUCAGAGUUCUCAGAAGGUGCUUUGGUCUCAGAGUUAUCCUGUUCGGUCUGGUCUUAGCUGUUGAGGAGCUCCUUUUCAAGAUCACUCAGCCCCUAUUUGUGGGAGGACUUAUCCGGUAUUUUUCACCAGAGAGCAGCGUGAGUCGAAGCACAGCUUUCAUGUAUGCUGCUGCCAUUGUGAUAUGCUCAGCUGCUAAUGUGAUUGUCAGGCAGUCAUUCAUGCUGGCGAUGUUCCACCUUGGCAUGAAGAUACGAGUUUCCCUGUGCUCCCUCCUGUACAGGAAGGCACUAAGGCUGAGCAAGACAGCUCUCAGGGAGACAACCGUGGGACAGGCAGUGAAUCUCAUGUCGAAUGAUGUCAACCGGUUUGACUACAGUGCCAAUUUCUUUGUGUACCUGUGGGUUGGCCCAUUGCAGACACUUGUUAUAUCAUAUCUGAUGUGGCGAGAAAUUGGUUUUGCUGCAGUUAUUGGAGUUGCCACCAUUAUGCUUGUCAUUCCUCUGCAAGCUUUUUUUGGAAAGAUGCUGUCCACUUUUCGUCUCCGUACUGCAAAGCGAACAGAUGAGCGAGUCAGAUUCAUGAAUGAGAUAAUUGUUGGCAUGCAGGUGAUCAAGAUGUAUGCUUGGGAGAAACCAUUUGCUCAUCUUGUUUCCAUGGCUCGCAGACAUGAAAUCCAGUCAAUCAGAGCUGCCCUCUAUGUGCGUGGGUUGCUGUUGUCAUUUGGCAGGUUUUCAACAAAGAUCGCCAUAUUUAUUGCUAUAGUGUCAUAUGCUCUACUUGGAAAUACAGUCACAGCUGAGAAGAUGUUUGUGAUAACUGGAUUUAUGAAUAUCAUAAACAAGGCAAUGACUGAUCAGUUUCCUCGAUCAAUAGCGCAUCUCUCAGAAGGAGCUGUCUCUGUUAAACGAAUCCAGAAAUUCCUUCUGUACGAUGAAGUGACCACUGCAAGUAGCUGCACUGCCAAGGGUAUGAUGACCACAUUCACAGUUGGUGGUAAACACAGACCUCUUGAAACUGGAACUGAGAUGCAGGUAGCAAAGAGUAGUGAAGUGGAAAUGAAUACAUGUACACCAGAAGACCACACAAAUGUUAAUGACAUUGUUGAUGUGAAGGGUAUCAAGAUUGCCAAUGUGACAGCCAGGUGGAGUGAGGACUUGCCUGAGAACACUCUGACAGAUGUGAGUCUGGAUGUGAGACCCGGAGAACUUGUGGCCGUUGUCGGACCCGUCGGCUCAGGAAAGACAUCACUGCUGCAUGCCAUCCUGAAGGAACUGCCCCUCAACAGUGGCUCCAUCUCUGUGGGUGGAUCAGUAUCAUAUGCAUCGCAGGAGCCCUGGCUGUUCACAGGCUCUGUACGGCAGAACAUCCUGUUUGGGCAGCCCAUGGACAGGAACCGAUACAGACAAGUGGUCAGAGUCUGUGCUCUUGAACGGGACUUCCAGCUGCUACCCCACGGUGACAGGACCAUUGUGGGGGAGAGGGGUGUCACCCUGAGUGGUGGGCAGAGGGCGAGGAUCAGUCUGGCAAGGGCUGUUUACAAGCAAGCCGAGAUAUAUUUACUUGAUGACCCACUGUCUGCAGUAGAUGCCCACGUGGGGCGCCAUCUGUUUAACGACUGCAUCUGUGACUUCCUUCAGGGCAAAACUCGACUUCUGGUCACGCACCAGCUGCAGUACCUGCAGGCAGCAGACAACAUUGUGAUCCUUAAUAAUGGUAUGGUAGAAGCAACAGGCGCAUACAAUGAGCUGCAUGUCUCAGGGCUCAGUUUUGCCAAGCAGCUUGAUCUGGAGGUGAACACCAAAGACAGUGAGCACCAUUCUCUCAGACACAGUGACUCAGAACUUUCACUCCGCAAGACAAAGCAUCAGAAUUCACAAACAUCUGAACAUAGUUCAGUGGAGGAGUCUGAGCCCAAGCAGAUAGCUGAGAUGCGGACGAGAGGCAGAGUUAGGUCUGGCGUGUACCGUGCAUACUGCGCUGCAGGAGGGAACUGCCUCAUCACAUUCAUCGUGCUGUCUGUGUUCAUCCUGGCACAACUUGCGGUCAGUGUGGGUGACUACUGGAUGUCAUUCUGGACCAAUGUAGAAGAACGGCGAUCUUUGGUCAGUAAUAGAAUUGCCUCCAGCAUAGAUGGUGCUGCCAUUAAUGAUACCACUACGCAGUUAACAGAAAUGGAUGUCACUACAACAGAUACUAGUGAGUGGAAACUGGGGGUUAGUACCACCAUUGCACCAACAGAUGUCACCGAGUGGAGCUGGAUGCCCAGCACAGAGACUUGCAUUCUUGUAUAUGUGGGACUUGUGAUUGGCAUUGUUGUGCUUACCUUGGCGAGUGCAUUUUUCUUCUUCUCAAUGUGCAUGAGAGCUUCAAUCAAUCUCCACAACUCAAUGUUCAGCAGUAUCUCACGAGCUACAAUGUGGUUCUUCAAUAACAAUCCUUCAGGUCAAAUACUGAAUCGCUUCACCAAGGAUAUGGGAGCAAUUGAUGAAACGUUGCCCGGGACAAUGAUGGACUGUGUGCAGCGAACAUUGAUGAUGCUUGGUGUGAUUGUAGUGGUUGCAGUGGUGAACUACUGGAUGUUGAUCCCAACAGUAGUGAUGCUAGUUGUGUUCUAUAUACUCAGGAUCUACUAUGUUGCCACCUCUCGCAGUAUCAAGAGGCUUGAGGGCAUCACUCGGAGUCCCGUUUUCUCCCAUCUCAGUGCAUCACUGCAGGGUCUCACCACAAUACGAAUUUUUGGUGCACAGGGCCUGCUGGAGAAGGAGUUUGACAGACUUCAGGAUGUCCACUCGACUUCUCAUUACCUGUUCCUUGCAGCAAAUCGAGCUUUUGGCCUGUGGCUGGACAGUAUCUGUGUGGUAUAUAUUGCUCUUGUUACCUUCGGCUUCCUCGUAUUGAGUGGAGUGCAGUACGGUGGCGAUGUGGGACUCGCCAUAACACAGGCUACUGGCCUUACAGGAAUGCUGCAGUGGGGCAUACGUCAGAUGGCAGAGAUGGAGAACCAGAUGACUUCAGUGGAACGUGUCUUAGAAUACACGGCUGUUGAGAGUGAGCCCCCACUGGACAGUGCUCCUGAUAAAAAGCCAGCCAAAGAUUGGCCAGCAAAGGGUACAGUAGUUUUUGAUAGAGUUUUUCUUUCAUACUCAAAGAAUGAGUCACCUGUACUGAGGAAUGUUACCUUCUCCAUCAAGACAGCAGAAAAGGUAGGGGUUGUGGGGCGCACGGGAGCAGGCAAGUCCUCUCUCAUUGUGGCACUGUUCCGCCUGGUUGAUCCAUCUUCUGGCUGUAUUCACAUUGAUGGAGUGAACAUCAUUGCAAUAGGUCUCCAUGACCUGCGCUCCAAGAUCUCCAUCAUCCCACAGGAGCCUGUGCUGUUCUCUGGCUCACUGAGAGAGAACCUGGACCCAUUCAGCGAGUACUCAGAUUCUGCAUUGUGGGCUGCGUUAGCCGAGGUGGAGCUGAAGCAGGUUGUAGAUGAGCUGCCCGCUGGACUGAGCCACAAAGUGUCAGAGGGUGGUUCCAACUUCAGUGUGGGACAGCGCCAGCUCCUGUGUCUGGCCCGCGCCAUCAUCAGGAAUAACAAGAUCCUGGUGCUGGAUGAGGCCACGGCCAAUGUGGACCCACAAACUGAUGAUCUGAUCCAGUCAACACUUCGUCACAGAUUCGUUGAUUGCACAGUGCUGACAAUUGCCCAUCGUCUGCACACAGUCAUUGACAGCAAUCGUAUUCUUGUUUUGGAUGCCGGAUCUGUCAUGGAAUUUGACCAUCCACAUGUGCUCCUGAAGAAUGAGAAUGGCUGCCUGUACCAGAUGGUGCAGCAGACUGGACAUUCCAUGGCAGAGUCAUUAUUUAGAGCUGCACAGACGAAUUUUGAAAGCUUGUCAAAGAAGACUUAGAAGUUGCUGGAGAGAGAAAUUAUAUAAUCUGCCCAAACAAUGCAGUAUUGUUAUUCAAACUUGGUGGCUAGUAAUAACCACACCAAUGGAGAAUUUCUGAGAAUUGAACCAAAUGUACUCAGACUGCAAGUUGCUAGGUGUCUUGGAUAUCCGUCCAUCCUCAAGACCAGAGAUCCCAGGAUCUUCAGAUGGUCAUUAAAGUUUACUGCCUGUUGAUACUUCUUAUAUAUAUAUAUGACAGAUUUAUAGUCACACUGCUGGUGUAUGUCAGACUUAGCAAUAAAUAUUUAUUGAACAUA